This is a messenger RNA of Austrofundulus limnaeus, 1546 nucleotides long. Its product is annotated as protein FAM104A. The record is from RefSeq and is a predicted model, not a curated record. NCBI's taxonomy places the organism in Eukaryota, Metazoa, Chordata, Actinopteri, Cyprinodontiformes, Rivulidae.
UUUGUUCUCCUCCACAGAGAUAGUCUGUUUUGAAAGAACAACGGGACUGAAUCAAACCCCGGAGGAGGAGGAGGAGGAGGAGGUUGGUGUCGCGAGCUGUGCCUAGAAGAACCGGCUGGUUGUAGCUGUCACACACACGCCGGAGCACCUCAGGACCCAUGAGGGAGGGUUAGCCACACUGAGCUGAAGCUUUCACACAUCCUUACCCCUAAGUCGGCCUAAAACAGGUGUCCAUCGGKUUUCUACCAAAAGCCAUCCGUCCCCAUUGCAGAAAUGUUAACUGAUAACAGGAAGCGACACUGUAGCUGUGACAGCAUCGAAGACCAACAGCUGAUACCUCAGGCCAAGAGGUCAGGAAGGGGUCCCUGUCCGCUCGAAUCAGAUCUGGACUCGGAGUCUUCCAGCAGCGACAGCAGCAAUGGAGUCAGCAGUCCAGAGAGAGCGACGGAGGCCAGCACCAGGCCGUACGUCCACAGCCAGGACACCUGCACCAGCACGACCCACGAAGACCCCGCCAGCUCCGUGCAGCACGGCGGCGGUGUCCCUUACGUCUACAUCAACAGAGUCCUGAGGGAGGCGCACUUCAGCAGCCUGCAGACCCGAGGGCGUCAGAGCUCGACAUGACCGUGACCCCGCGUGACCUCUCCUGAUCUUCUGUCCGCCGUUCAUCGRUGCCGACACCUCUGACACGACCCCUCCCCUCCCCCGAAGAGCCUCAACGCGACGCCGCUGGGGUCCGGCGUGAAAGGGACGAGGACCAGGGAGGUUCCACCUCACCAUGUAUCAUUUUGAGACCAUAAGCACAUCCACCUUUCCAUGGUCCAGCCACUGUGGUUUUUCUGUGCAGUAGUGAUGUGUGUGUGUGUGUGUCUGUGUGCAAGUGUGUACACACCCUGUGCACUUUAUUAGGAGGACUUACUCUCUUUACACGCGUGCGUGGACAUUUUCAUUGGUGCUAAUGACAAAAAGAUGUUAUGACGAUCCAAAGUGCUUGUGGAUUUAAAUAAAGUGUUGCACUUUACUCAAUAAUUCUUUCAUGACCAGAAAAGGUCAGAUGUAUGUUUGUAUAAUAGAAGCUUUGAUGGGGGGGGUCAACUAAAUCUACUUUGUGGAGAAUUUUACAGCAAGUCAGUUUAAAUAACACUUUAGCCUUUUUAUUUAUUUUCAUUUAAUCAAAGGUUUACAGAUAACCACUAUUCUUUUGCUCUCAUAUUUAAGCAUAGGUGUUGUACACCAGUGGGUUGAAGGUAACAGRGAACAGGAACUGAAUCUUGCUGCCAAAAUCCAACCUUAAAUUAGACUUUUGGUUAAUUUUAGACAGYGAACAGGCCUUGGGUUCUGCUGCUYGGGCAGCCAUGUAUCCAGCAGAGUGCUUCUGACGAAAACAAAGGAGCACAGUGUUGUUUUAAAGCGACCGAGUGUUUACAUCUUUUACAUUUUACACAUUGUGUGUGUAGGUGUGUCAAACCUCUCAGCCAUACAUGUUUAUGGGUGGUCUAGUUUGACCAAUACACUGUGUUGCAAAUAAAAGGAGAUGUGAAAGUGA